Scheffersomyces coipomensis is the source of this 1678-nucleotide messenger RNA. Its product is annotated as histidine phosphatase family protein. Gene Ontology annotation, cellular component: fungal-type cell wall. The record is from RefSeq and is a predicted model, not a curated record. The coding region runs from base 105 to 1502 and encodes 465 amino acids. The transcript has a single exon. Gene Ontology annotation, molecular function: acid phosphatase activity. NCBI's taxonomy places the organism in Eukaryota, Fungi, Ascomycota, Pichiomycetes, Serinales, Debaryomycetaceae.
CAAAUUUCCUGCAUGUAAAUUUCUCUGAGGUUUAAAGAUCUCCAUUGUGAUUUAUCGCAUUAGAGAUUUUAAGUUGAUAAAGGAGUUGAUAUCAAUAAAGGUCAAUGGUGUCAAUAACGCGAAUACUUUCAACUGGAUUAAUAUUUGGAUAUCCCAAUCAAGUUAGUGAGGUUGCUUCUCCAGAUUUGGCAGCUAAAGAACAAUAUAAUGUGGUAAAAUAUUUGGCUGCAGCUGGACCCUACGUUCAACAUCCAGGGUAUGGUAUAAGCACUGAUAUACCGAAAGGAUGUACUAUAGAGCAAGUACAUUAUUAUCUGCGACAUGGUGAGAGAUUUCCUGGUAUAGGAGAAGGUAAAACUCAUGAAAGUAUAAUUGAGAAGAUUUUAAAAACUCCUGGUCAGUUGAAUGGAGAAUUAUCGUUUCUAAAUUAUUAUAAGUAUUAUGUUAGCAGUGAUGAUUUAUAUGAAGCAGAAACAACUCCAGAAAAUUCAAUUGGACCGUAUAAUGGACAUGAUACUGCUGUUCGAGCAGGUAAGGCAUUUAGGCAGAAAUAUGCCGCAUUGAUAAAUAAAGAUCAACCACUUCCCAUAUUCAUAGCAGCUUCUCAAAGGGUUUAUGAUACAGCGAUCAAUUUUGCUAAAGCAUUUCUUGGUAGUGAUUAUUCUUCAAAGAGAGUGAAGCAAGUAGUGAUAUCAGAGGAUAGUAAAUUUGGAUUAAAUUCUUUGGUCCCACGUUGGGGUUGCCCUUCAUUUGAUUCUGAUGCUCAUAAGGCAACAGUCUUGUCUACAUUCCCAAAGACGUAUCUUGAAGAUAUAAUAUCCAGAUGGAAAGAAUCAAAUCCAGAACUUGAUUUAAACACGGAAGAUAUAUAUCACUUGUUUGAAAUAUGUGGAUAUGAGUUGAACUCUCGUGGGUAUUCACCUUUCUGCAACAUAUUCACUAAAGAUGAGUUUGUCACCUAUAGCUACAAUCGAGACUUGGAAUUUUAUUAUUCUUCUGGCCCAGGGGGUCACAAUGCCGUCAAUGCAGGGGCUAUCCAAUUAGCAGCUACUGUGAAAUUAUUAGAAGACGAUAAUGCUUCGAAUAAGAUUUGGCUUUCGUUUACACAUGAUACUGACAUUGAAUUAUUCUCAACCGCGUUGGGAUUGUUCGAUACAAUAAAUCCAAUGCCAAUGGAUAAAAUCAGAUUAACUGAUACCUAUCAUCAUGUUAAUGUUGUUCCUAUGGGAGCACGUUUUAUAACUGAGAAGUUGAAAAAUGAACAUGGUUAUUACGUAAGAUUUAUUGUAAAUGAUGCAGUUAUACCCGUACCAAGCUGUUCGAAUGGUCCAGGUUUUUCUUGUCCUUUUGAUCAAUUCAAAGACUAUAUUAAUAAAAGAAUAGGUCACCUAGAUCUUGCAAAAGACUGUGGAACAGCAGCUAACGUUCCACAAAAGUUGACGUUCUAUUGGGAUUAUAAUGAGGUUACAUAUGAUGCGGAAGCACUUAAAGUAGUACCUUAGUUUAGUAAAUUAGUAAAUACAAACAAUAUAAAUAACUAUAUUAAUUACGAUUUACGAUUUGGAAAUAAAUUCGCAGUCGCUUCAAGAUUUUUUUUUUCUUAGUAACGAAGCACGUUUAGCAUCAAGAUAUGAAAAUAUGCGAAUCUUUUGAAUACAUCCAUCAUGGUACACUUUUA